AUGGGCAGUGGUUCCGGGAAAAUCGUGAAAUCGGAAGAUGUCCGGAAGUGGAUUGAGCGUACUAUCGAUGAGGGAGAGGAUAUAUACGUUGUGGUUGGCUACCAUACUGUCUUGGAUGCUCGUAUCGCCGAGCAAUCGCGAGAACAGAAAGUUGUGGAUGGCAGUCUAGCUAUGCCAAUCUCGAGUGCGCUUUUGGCAUCAGGAGUUGUUGUGCCAUUUGGUGAACUAGCCGAUCCCAGACUGGCCGGGUCUAGUGGGCGUGCGGAAGACUUGCAACGGCAAUUUGUGGCCCAAGGCGAGCAAAUCAUCGCGGUGCAGUAUCGCAAAAUCAGAUUUCGGUUCCUGUCAAGCAAAAGCGUUGACAGCGAUGCCUUCUAA
Messenger RNA from Aspergillus udagawae, 378 nucleotides. RefSeq lists its product as uncharacterized. The record is from RefSeq and is a predicted model, not a curated record. Lineage: Eukaryota; Fungi; Ascomycota; Eurotiomycetes; Eurotiales; Aspergillaceae. The coding region runs from base 1 to 378 and encodes 125 amino acids. The transcript has a single exon.